AUGGGAGAUCAAGGAAACAAAACGGAGGACACUAUAGUGUGCUAUGCACCAACCAUGAUAACAACAAAUGGGAUAUGGCAAGGAGAUAACCCUUUGGAUUAUUCUCUUCCACUUUUUAUCUUGCAAUUAACUUUAGUUGUGGCUGCCACCCGCAUAUUCGUCUUCAUUCUCAAACCCUUUCGGCAGCCACGCGUAAUUGCUGAAGUCUUGGGUGGAGUAAUAUUGGGUCCUUCGGUGCUUGGGAAAAGCGAAGCAUUUGCUAAUGCAGUGUUUCCUCUAAGGAGUGUGAUGGUGAUUGAAACAAUGGCAAAUGUUGGUCUCCUUUAUUUUCUCUUCUUGGUGGGAUUGGAGAUGGACAUAACAAUUUUACGCAGUGUAGGUAGAAAAGCAGUGGCGGCUGCAAUUGCUGGCAUGGUCUUGCCUUUCAGCGUUGGAGCUGUUUUUUCCUUGCUUCUGAACAGAGAAUAUGAUAGUAACAUGACCCAAGGCACUUACAUUUUAUUCCUUGGUGUUGCUCUCUCUGUCACUGCAUUUCCUGUUCUUGCUAGGAUCCUUGCAGAGCUCAAACUCAUCAACACAGAGUUGGGAAGGCUAGCUCUUUCAUCUGCACUCAUUAAUGAUGUGUGUGCUUGGAUUCUCUUAGCUUUAGCCAUUGCCUUGGCUGAUAAUGAAACAACAUCCUUGGCUUCCCUUUGGGUUGUAUUGUCUAGUGCUGUAUUUGUGGCCUUUUGUGUUUAUGCUGUUAGACCAGCAGCAUUAUGGAUAGUUAAGAAUACCCCUGAAGGAGAAUCCUUCAGCGAGUUAUAUAUAUGUCUCAUACUAGCUGGGGUCAUGAUCUCUGGUUUCAUCACAGAUGCUAUUGGAACUCAUUCUGUUUUUGGAGCUUUUGCUUUUGGUUUGGCUAUCCCAAAUGGACCACUCGGUAUUACUCUUGUAGACAAGCUUGACGACUUUGUUUCAGGACUUCUGCUCCCUCUCUUUUUCGCCAUUAGUGGGCUUAAAACUAAUAUAGGACUCAUCAAAGGUUCCUUCACCUGGGCAAUUCUUAUUCUUGUCAUUUUUCUUGCCUGCAUUGGCAAAAUUGUUGGAACUCUCAUGGUUGCGAUCUUUUACCAAAUGCCAGUGCGUGAAGGAGCUACCCUUGGCUUACUCAUGAACACAAAAGGCCUUGUUGAAAUGGUCGUGCUUAAUGUUGGAAAGGACCAGAACGUUUUUGAUGAAGAAUCAUUUGCAAUCAUGGUGGUUAUAACCGUGAUAAUGACUGGAAUUAUUGUACCUGCUGUAUCAGUCAUAUACAAGCCAUCAAGGGGAUGCAGAUAUUACAAAAGAAGAACCAUUCAAAUAUCAAAACCAGAUGCAGAGUUCAGAGUCUUAGUGUGUGUACAUAGCCCUCGAAAUGUCCCAACAAUAAUCAACCUCCUUGAAGCCUCUAAUCCAACAAAGAAGUCCCCAAUAUGCGUCUAUGUGGUCCAUUUGGUGGAGCUUAGUGGCCGUACAUCAGCCAUGCUCAUUGUUCACAACACUACAAAACAAGAACGCCCUGCCCUUAAUAGGACAGAAGCUCAAAGUGACCACAUAAUCAGUGCCUUUCAAAACUAUGAGAAACACGCUUCUUGUGUCACUGUGCAACCCUUGACAGCAAUCUCCCCUUAUUCCACAAUGCAUGAAGAUAUAUGCAACUUGGCUGAGGACAAACGUGUUUCUCUUUUAAUUGUUCCUUUUCAUAAACAACAAACUGUUGAUGGUGGCAUGGAAGCUACAAACAUGGCAUUUCGAGCUAUCAACCAGAAUGUACUAGCAAAUGCACCUUGCUCAGUAGGAAUUCUAGUUGAUAGAGGCUUAAGUGGCUCUAACCGUUUGGCUGCAAACCAAGUAUCUCAUCAUGUAGCUAUACUUUUUUUUGGAGGACCAGAUGAUAGAGAGGCAUUGUGUUAUGGAUGGAGAAUGUUGGAGCAUCCAGGGAUAAGCCUUACCAUAAUGCGUUUUGUUCCAGGGGAACAAGUAUCUGAGCCAGUGAUUCAAGUUAGUAUAAAUGAUCCAGGGGUGCUGAAAGUGGAAACAGAUAAGGAUAUAGAGAAACAGCUUGAUGAAAAGCUUAUACAUGAGUUUAAGAUGAGAAACGGGAAUGAUGAUUCAGUUGAUUUCAUUGAGAAGGUGGUUAACAAUGGGGAGGAGACAGUGGCAGCAAUAAGGACAAUGGAUGACAUUCAUGACCUAUUCAUUGUUGGGAGAGGUCAAGGAAUGAUAUCACCACUCACAGCAGGACUCACUGAUUGGAGUGAGUGUCCUGAGAUAGGAGCAAUUGGGGAUUUGUUAGCAUCUUCUGAUUUUGCAGCAACUGCUUCAGUGUUGGUAGUGCAACAAUAUGUUGGGGCAGGGUCACUAGGAGAUGGAUUGGAAUCACCAGAUGGUGAAGAAUAUGUCAGUGAGAUUAGUCAGAUUAGCAAUCAUUCUGCACCACCAAAGGGACAUGCAGUGUUCAAUGCAGAAAUGUUGUGA
Gastrolobium bilobum is the source of this 2499-nucleotide messenger RNA. RefSeq names its product cation/H(+) antiporter 15-like. Gene Ontology annotation, biological process: proton transmembrane transport; regulation of pH. The record is from RefSeq and is a predicted model, not a curated record. The coding region runs from base 1 to 2499 and encodes 832 amino acids. Lineage: Eukaryota; Viridiplantae; Streptophyta; Magnoliopsida; Fabales; Fabaceae. Gene Ontology annotation, molecular function: antiporter activity. The transcript has 3 exons. Gene Ontology annotation, cellular component: membrane; endomembrane system.